UAUUAGCUAGCAUUAGGAUUUAGGAGGACGAUUGUUUUUUCUGUUUCCAACAUUUUUCUCACAGUUUCUGUCUUUCUGAUAUAUUUCGCUCUCUGCCUCUGUACUCUUUUUUCUCCCGGUAUUCAAUGUAAAUCUUUCCCCUGCAUCUCUCGUACAAACACAUACACAGACUACUCUCUUCUCAUCUUCAUUAUUCCCUCUGCAUAUACUCCUGUCAAAGCCCUAACACACACACACAGACAGAGACAGACAGAGAGAGAGAGGGAGGCUUUGAAUCUGAUCGUCCAUGGAGAGUGAAUUUCAGGGCUGAAGGAAGGAGAGGACGGCUGGUUUCUGGUAGAUGGUCUAAUGGGUGCUGCGGGUUCCAAACUCGAGAAAGCUCUUGGUGAUCAGUUCCCUGAAGGCGAGAGGUACUUCGGACUCGAGAAUUUCGGCAACACUUGCUACUGUAACAGCGUUUUGCAGGCCCUUUAUUUUUGUGUUCCAUUUCGGGAGCAGUUACUAGAAUACUAUUCAAAUAAUAAAAAUCAGGGGGAUGCAGAAGAGAAUCUUUUAACAUGCUUGGCAGACUUAUUCACGCAGAUCAGUUCACAGAAGAAGAAAACAGGUGUCAUUGCUCCAAAGCGUUUUGUUCAGAGAGUGAAGAAACAAAAUGAACUCUUCCGCAGCUACAUGCACCAGGAUGCACAUGAAUUUCUGAACUUUCUGCUAAAUGAACUUGUUGAUAUACUGGAGAAAGAGUCUCAUGCUGCAAGAAGUUCUCCACAAACUUCAUCACCAUCAGAGAAGACUGCAAAUGGGCUAAAGAGUGCUCAGGCUAAUGGUUUUCAAAAGGAGCCGCUAGUAACCUGGGUUCACAAAAAUUUUCAGGGUAUACUGACUAAUGAGACGAGAUGCCUACGAUGUGAGACGGUAACAGCAAGGGAUGAAACUUUUCUGGACUUGAGCCUUGACAUAGAACAGAACAGUUCAAUCACAAGCUGUCUUAAAAAUUUCAGUUCUACAGAGACUUUGAAUGCUGAGGACAAAUUCUUCUGUGACAAGUGCUGCAGUUUGCAGGAAGCACAGAAGCGGAUGAAGAUAAAAAAGCCACCUCACAUCUUGGUUAUCCAUCUGAAACGCUUCAAGUAUAUUGAGCAACUUGGCCGGUACAAGAAACUAUCUUACCGUGUUGUGUUUCCAUUAGAACUGAAACUGAGUAAUACCGUGGAAGAAGCAGAUUCUGAGUAUUCACUAUUUGCGGUUGUUGUCCAUGUUGGAAGUGGACCAAACCAUGGGCAUUAUGUCAGCCUUGUGAAGAGCCACAACCACUGGUUAUUCUUUGAUGAUGAGAAUGUGGAGAUGAUGGAUGAGUCUGCUGUUCAAACGUUCUUUGGGUCAGCACAGGAGUAUUCUAGUAACACAGAUCAUGGGUACAUCCUGUUCUACGAGAGCCAAGCUGCUGUUACUAUCAAGAGUUGAGGGGAUUAUUUUUAUGGUGAGCUUUUCAGUUAUGGGUAGCAUGUAUAUGCUAUCCUUUUUAAAUCAUUUCUUGUUUUCACAGUUUUCUCCAUUUCCCCUUUUAUAUAACCUGUGGGAAGAGCUCUCGGAUAUCAGUGAGAUGAGAUGACAUGUUGAAGUAAUAUUCAGGUGGCUGCCAUGUACAGUGGACGGUGGAAGCACACUGUCCUUUGGUGCGUUUUGACAAUAACAAAGUGUAAAUGAUGAAUGAGACGGUCUGUAUUCUUCACUGUCGAGAAUAUUUGAUUUAUAAUAGAAUUAUAGAAAUGCAUUGUAGUUGUA
Molecule: messenger RNA, 1782 nt
Organism: Nelumbo nucifera (sacred lotus)
Lineage: Eukaryota; Viridiplantae; Streptophyta; Magnoliopsida; Proteales; Nelumbonaceae
Product: ubiquitin carboxyl-terminal hydrolase 3
Biological process (GO): protein deubiquitination
Cellular component (GO): cytosol; nucleus
Molecular function (GO): cysteine-type deubiquitinase activity
Source: RefSeq, a predicted model, not a curated record